AUGACACUUAACCCUCUGUACAACAAAGCCAUGAACAUUCCGGCAAGUAGGUUACCGGAGUUUCCAGAAAUUCCUGUGGCCCAACCAAAGAAACUUCUGCUGAUCAUCAUAUUAGUCAUCAUCAUCUCCCCUCAUCCAACAAACUCACAAUCCUUUUCUUCUUCUCCAGCGGAUGAUCUUUCAGAUUCACCGGAUACCGCCACAAAUUUCCAGCCAAGCUUAGCAGUUGUCAUCGGAGUUCUUGCCAUCAUGUUCGCUUUAACAUUUAUGCUCUUGGUUUACGCAAAAUGUUGUCACAGACCGUCGUCUCUUCGGUACUUGAAUCAAGAAAACUUGGGUGAGUUACCUCGACCACUCUCCAGGGUUUCCGGCAUCGAUAAAACUGUGAUCCAAUCACUGCCGUUUUUCCGGUUUUCUACCUUAAAAGGAUGGAGAAACGGCUUGGAAUGUUCUAUCUGUUUGUCAAAAUUUGAAGACAUAGAGAUUCUUAGAUUGUUGCCCAAAUGCAAACACGCGUUUCAUAUCGAUUGUGUGGAUCAAUGGCUCGAGCAACACUCUGGGUGUCCACUUUGUAGGUGUAAAGUUAAGCGAAGAGGAUGCAAUGCUUUUUGCAAAUUCGAGUAG
This is a messenger RNA of Lactuca virosa, 624 nucleotides long. NCBI's taxonomy places the organism in Eukaryota, Viridiplantae, Streptophyta, Magnoliopsida, Asterales, Asteraceae. The record is from the annotation of a GenBank genome assembly.